AAAUUAGGCUGAACUAAUGGAUGAAUUGAAGUCAAACCUCAAAUAUAUGUUGGCCAAAUCAAAACAAACGGUUGCAAUUAAUGAUUGCUCAGACAUCGCUAGACAGUGCGGCUUCAGUGUUGAUGAAGAUGAUGAACAAUGUAAACAAGGCAAGUCUAUGGCAGGCGUCUUAUUGAGUCUUCUGAAGGACAAGCCAUUGUCUUCCAUGAAGGAGACUUUUCUGCCUCUUCAAGGUAAAUUGUGGCACGAGUGGUGCAAGAAAGACAAAGAAUUCGCUCGCUUGAGAGUAGAGGGGGACCAAAGCGUGGAAGAGUACAGGGACAACAUUGCAAUUGAAAAACAAUCAAUACGGGAAGCCCAGCUUCACAAAGCAUCUCCUCUCAAUAAAUUAAUGAGAUCGUUCAUUGAUAAUAUGGGGCAUCAUGCAGACUCAGUAAAACAAUACUCACUGCAUUGGCUACAAAUCUAUUUAGAUAACCUGUCUGCAGGUAGCAUAUCACAACUUCAUCAGGAGUAUCACCAGGAUCCGAAAGGAAUACUUGAGUCCAGGAGAACAGUUAUUGGCAGUAGGUUACUGUCUAUACAACAAGCAGAGCUGGAACGAAUAUCAGAAAAACAUGAGGCAUCCUCUUUUGGAAUCCAUCACCUUUUCAGGGAAGUUGGGCAGAUCUAUGAAGCGUCACAGACACCGCGCACAGCUGACAUGCCCUCGGCUGCUUUGCCAGGCAUCGCAGCAGAUUUGAUGCUCUCUGGGAUCCCUCUUGAACUCAUGGACGGUGAUGCCUCACAUGUCCCCCUCACUUGGAUUUGCUCAGUUUUGGACGAAGUUAUUGAAAAAAUUGGGAACAAAAAACUAUUUGUCCUCUCCAUACUGGGCAUACAGAGCAGUGGCAAGUCCACGCUGCUGAAUGCAAUGUUCGGUCUCCAGUUCCCUGUGGGUGCUGGGAGAUGCACCCGAGGGGUCCACAUGCAGUUGUUGAAGGUGGACGAAGAGUUCAGCAAAGAGCUGGGAUAUGACUUUGUGUUGAUAGUCGACACAGAAGGGCUCUGUGCCCCAGAGCUAUCAAAUGCGACACCCACUCUUGACAAUGAACUGGCUACAUUUGUGAUCGGCCUUGCAAACAUGACCGUGAUCAAUACUUUUGGAGAGAAUCCCUCUGAGAUGCACAACAUUAUACAGAUCGCAGUGCAGGCAUUUCUGAAAAUGAAGCAGGUGAAAUUGUCACCAAGCUGUGUGUUUGUCCAUCAAAACGUCGGGGAUGUGACUGUAAAAGAAAAUGUCAUGGAUGGAAGGAGACUCUUCCAGGAUACGUUAGACGAGAUGACUCGCACAGCUGCAGAACAGGAGCAGUACAAAACUGUAUCAUUUGACGAGGUGAUUGGGUUCGACGUGCACUCUCAGAUCCAUUUCUUUUCUCACUUUUGGGAAGACGAUCCUCCAAUGGCUCCGUCAAAUCAAAGCUACUUCCAACAUGUUAAAAAACUUAAAGAUAGCAUCAUCAAGACAAAAAGUCACGUUUUAAAAAUAUCAGAAUUGAAAAAUCGUAUCCGAGAUUUGUGGAAUGCAUUGCUUUCAGAAGACUUUGUGUUUAGCUUCAAUAACUCCCACGAGAGUGCAGCUUACAGCAAACUUGAAGACAUGUAUGGGAAAUGUACUUGGAGCCUUAGGAGUCAUCUUAUUAAAGAAGAGAAUAAGAUGUGUAAUAUUAUUAAUAACAGGACAGACGUAUUGUCGAGUUUGACUAGGUCAAACAUUGAGCAAACCCUUUCCCCAAAAUACAACCAGAUCAGGAAAGACAUUGAAACAUAUUUUAAUCGACUACAUGCUGCUGAAUUGUUGAGUCAAUGGAAAACUAACUUCAUCGUGAAAUUUGAAACAAUUAAGGACGAGCUUGUGACUGAUAGUUACAAAAAAAAUUACUGUUUUGAGGAAUCAAAAGAGUGUAUGGAACUGUCUGGAUGAAUAUAGAUCCAGCUUUGAGGAUCAGCUUUUAAAAAAGAGC
Petromyzon marinus (sea lamprey) is the source of this 2003-nucleotide messenger RNA. NCBI's taxonomy places the organism in Eukaryota, Metazoa, Chordata, Hyperoartia, Petromyzontiformes, Petromyzontidae. The record is from RefSeq and is a predicted model, not a curated record.